UUUUUGUAUUGUAUUGAGUGAAACCAGGGAAUCGCUGAUUGAAACCAAUUUUCACUUUGUCUUGAAUUAUUUGUUUGAAGUAAUUAUAGGCUGGUCAUUGGGAUAGCAUCACUAUGGCGCAUAGUCCGAGGAAAGCAAUAAGCGUGGGGCGCGAUAUGCACGCAGUCCCCGACCUCAAUUGUGCGGUAACAGAUGCCGCGUCUAUUGGGUUUGAUUUCAUUGUGGCGCCCAUUUUCCAUCCUCGGUUCCAACGCAGCUCAGCAGCUGGUGCUGACUACCCGUACGCACUCACACGCUCCGACUUUGUGCUGCCUAGCAACGAGUGGAGUCGCAUUGUCGUUGGUCGAAUCUCACCCUGGAUUGACGUGGAUUCGCCAUGCGAGCAUCUGCGCAAGCGCUCGGAGAAGGCUCUGGUGCAGGAGAUCAACUACGCCAUCCAUCUGUGCCAGCCGACCGUACUGAUCACCCUGCGCAGCGUCAACUGUGCCAACCUGGCGCGUGUCAUCAACUCGUUCCUGGUGAAGAACUCACAGAUACAGUUCUGGAUCCAAACUCCCCUCAUCCAUCCUCGAGCCUUCGUCGAAAACCUGGUGGAUGGUGACUCGGCCAGUCACUAUCAGCCCCCAGCUAGUCGAGAUGAUGACCCCUGGCAUUGGUGGAACACGCUGCGUAUGCUCUGCUCCAACUCGACCAAGCUCGGCCUAGUCCCGGAGAUUCAGUCCGGUCUUCCUGACCAGGAUAUCCUCUCUCGCCUGUGUGGAGAGCCAGUUGUUGCAGCCGUGCUGCCCACUAGCACCUUCAUGAAUAACAACAAGGGCUUCCCUGUUCUCUCUCAGCUCCACCAAUCACUCAUACAGAGGCUACUGAAGCUCGAUAUCCAGCCAAUUCUCAGUGGAUCGCCUAAACACGAGCGGGGUGUCAAGGUCUACUUGCAGUAUAUCAACCACCUCCAUCAGAGCUUGCCUCCACCUGGCCCUGUGGAAGCCUUCUCUCGUGGAUACGAAGACUACCUUCAGUCACCGCUGCAGCCUCUUCACGAUAAUCUUGAAUCUCAGACGUAUGAAGUAUUUGAGAAGGAUCCCAUCAAGUACAAGCAGUACCAGGAGGCUGUGUACCGUGCUCUGUUGGAUCGAGUUUCUGAAGAGGAGAAAGAUACCAAAGUAACCACUGUAAUGGUUGUUGGAGCCGGAAGAGGCCCUCUUGUGAGGCAGUCGCUGGAGGCAGCGAACCGAGCACAGCGUCUAGUCAAGGUCUAUGCCGUCGAGAAGAAUCCGAAUGCAGUAGUGACACUGCGGACAUUCAAGGAGGAAGAGUGGCAUGACCGUGUGACGGUCGUGUCGUGUGACAUGCGCGAGUGGAAGGCACCCGUCAAGGCUGAUAUUCUCGUCAGUGAACUCCUCGGCUCAUUCAGCGACAAUGAGCUAUCGCCAGAAUGCCUGGAUGGUGCCCAGUCAUUCCUGAAGGAUGAUGGUAUCAGUAUUCCAAGCGAGUACACAUCGUAUCUCGCACCACUUUCUGCUCCCCGGCUGCAUGCGCAGGUUGCUAACAUCCGCGAUCCCAAUUCCAAGGACAGGACCAUAGCAAGAGAGGAUCCGUAUGAGAGUGGAUAUGUCGUUCGUCUGCACAAUGUCAGUGUUCUUUCGCAGGCACAGGCUGUGUUCAACUUUACGCAUCCCAACCGACCACAACCUGGAGCUGCCAUUGACAACGAGCGAUAUGUCACUCUGCGAUUCGUGUCCAGCACGGACGGGUUGAUGCACGGCUUUGCCGGCUACUUUGACACGGCCCUCUACAAGGACGUGAUGCUGAGUAUACUGCCCGAGACUCACUCACCUGGCAUGUUCAGCUGGUUCCCAAUGUUCUUUCCGUUGAAGGAGCCUAUCGCCAUCCGCAAGGGUGAGGUCAUCGAAGCUUGCAUGUGGCGCAAGGCCAACUCCAAGGAUGUGUGGUACGAGUGGUGCCUGACACGGCCAGUACCCACACCGCUGCAGAACGCUCUCGGCCAGACCUACCACAUAGGUUUAUGAUAGGUUUAUCAUAUUAUAAUAGGUUUAUUGAUUGCCUGCUUGCUUGUACAAGUGUCCCGAGUGAUUCCCUACGGUGUUCCCCGCCGUGGAGGAUGACAGGUGUGUUGCCUAUCAGAUCCUAUGCCGCACUGGUUUUCUCCGUAACGCUUGGCACCACGCCCAUCUGUCACGGACAGUAGGGGCAACGAUGUGAAGUCUUGCUCUCAUCGCCACUUCGCCGAGCGGCCGUUGCUACGCUGAAUGGCACAACUGCUGCCUUGUCGUACAGAUCUGGUCACUGGCUACAGUCUUGCUCAGGCUGCCCCCUCCGCACCGUACCAGCGACAACUGGUGAACACUUGCGGUCAUGCUGUGUCUUUUUUCCGUAUUUCUGCCCAGAGCUGCUCCCAUCAUCACAUCGCAUCCUCUUGCAGUAGUGUGCUUGCGUUCUGUUGUUUUGCCUCUGGUUGUGCCAGUCAUUCCUGUUCUGUUGCUGCAGUUUCGGACAUGCCAAGUCUGAGCUGACUUUUUUGCUGCUGAUCGAAUCUUAUUCGUCUACCAUUGCUGCUUGUCACCAGAAGUUUUCCUUCUACGGAACAGCGCAA
Sycon ciliatum is the source of this 2611-nucleotide messenger RNA. Its product is annotated as protein arginine N-methyltransferase 5-like. The coding region runs from base 114 to 2027 and encodes 637 amino acids. Gene Ontology annotation, cellular component: nucleus; cytosol. The transcript has 20 exons. Gene Ontology annotation, biological process: peptidyl-arginine N-methylation; regulation of DNA-templated transcription. NCBI's taxonomy places the organism in Eukaryota, Metazoa, Porifera, Calcarea, Leucosolenida, Sycettidae. The record is from RefSeq and is a predicted model, not a curated record.